AUGGAUGGACAGAGAGAUGGAAAGGGGCGGCUCGGUGCCAAGACAACCCAGGUGCUCCUGGGAGCCACGCAGCUCUCGAACCCGGGCCCCCAGGCCUGUUAUAUAAGGGUGGCGCAGGUGGUCACGAACCCGCUCUACGCCGACGAGGCCUCCAGUGGUGACGUGGCCCUGCUGCACCUGGCCAAGGCUGUGACCUUCACCCGCUACAUCAGCCCCAUCUGCCUCCCGGGCACCGGGGUCCGCUUUCCCCCAGGGCUGAACUGCUGGGUCACCGGUUGGGGCAACCUCCGCUGCUGUGAGGAGGUGCCAGCCCCACACGCCCUGCAGAAGCUGGCUGUGCCCAUCAUCGACACCGGGAACUGCAGCGCCAUGUAUGCGACGGACGCCGGCAACAGGCUUCGGCCCCGCCACAUUCAGGAUGACAUGCUCUGCGCUGGCUACGCUGAGGGCAAGAAGGACGCGUGCAAGGGCGAUUCGGGGGGCCCCCUGGUGUGCCCGCUGGGCUCGCAGUGGGCCCUGGCUGGGAUCGUGAGCUGGGGCGAGGGCUGCGGCGUCCGCAACCGCCCAGGGGUCUACACCCGCCUGACAGCCUACCGGGACUGGAUCCGCCGCCACAUCCCCAAGCUGCACUUCAUGGGGGAGCCCGGCCCCGCAAGGGGCUGGGGCAGAAGGAGCUCCUGAGCACCCCCGGGACCAGCCAGGCAUCAGGGCCACUUUCCCCAGCCCUGGCAUAGACGCAGCUGGAGGGAGGCCACGUCGUCCUUCCUCCGCCGUCUGGAGGACCCGGGAUGUCCUGUUCACCGGGUCGUUCUUCUCUCCUCUGCCCCUUGCCCGAAGGACCCAGGCAUGCAGGCCCCCAGGCCCUGGCGCUCUCGCCCACCGGCCCCCACUCCCCUCCCGGAGAAGCCAGGCAUCCGGAGCUCAUCGAGUUUGGCCAACGCUUGGCGGGGAGGACGUUCCCUUUCGGAGAGUGAAUGAAAACCAGAAACAUCCCGUAACACGACAAUCUGCAGCCUUGAGUCGAUCCCAGAAGCACAUUUUGCCUUCAAGUUCCUUAUAGGGCCAUUAAAUAUCCAUGAGCCAACGCUAAGACCCAGAACAGACUCCACAAGAGGCCUCUGGGGGCCCAAGAUGAUUGUCUUUAACGAGAGGCAAAUGAGAUGUGCGGAUAUGCUCCACAGUUGGCCACGACGAAGGCGUGAGACCUUCACAGGGUCUCCAUCCCCCAUAGAUGCCAAAUCACCGCAUUUCCCUGCCAAAAAAAGAUCUCUCGUCGGCCACAUUCACAUCUCAUCUGUCGUGGGACGCGCUCGGGAACCGGAAGAGGCGUUUGCCCUGGUUAACAAGUUAGCGGGCGGUAAUGAGAAUGCAACGAUGUGACCCCAAAGAGCCGUAUCCACCCCCUGAAAAGCCACUCAACCCCCUUGAUCGAGGGAACGUGAGACGUGGUGAUGACCCAGCUAUGUCAUCGGGAGAGAGGUUGCCCAAGAUGGAGUCUCUCUCCCACUAGGAAGCCAACAAAACGGCCCCAAAUCCAAAACAGCAGUUCCUUACCCCGGAGCUGUCGUCGCCUGUUGGCUUUCCAUACACCUGCUCAGACAUUGGUUGGCAUCAAACAGAUACCAGUAGAGUCCCUCUCCAAGCCCACUGAAAUGCCUUAAAACCACGGAGUUUCUCCCCCAAAAUGAGCGUGCUGCCAUAUCAAGAGCCAUCUUCACGUCUUGGGUACCACACACCUUCUCAGACAUUGGCCAACAUCAAAGAGAUGUCAGUAGCCACUCUCCAAACCCAAUGAAAUGCCCCCAAACCACAGCAUUUCUCCCCCCAAAAACACACACGACUUCAUGAUCAAGAGGCAUCGCCAUGUCUUGGCUUCCCAUACCCCUGCUCAGACACUGGUUGGCAUCAAAGGGGGGUGAGCAGAGUCUCUCUCUGAACCCAAUGAAGUGCCCUAAAACCACAGAGCUUCUCCCCAAAACGAGAGCUCCUUCACGUCAAGACCCCCCUUCACCUCCAGCCCAAUGCAGUGCCCCAAAACCACCACGUUUCUCCCCAAAAACA
Alligator sinensis (Chinese alligator) is the source of this 2061-nucleotide messenger RNA. RefSeq names its product serine protease 27-like. The transcript is spliced from 5 exons. Gene Ontology annotation, molecular function: serine-type endopeptidase activity. The record is from RefSeq and is a predicted model, not a curated record. Bases 1 to 681 code for a protein of 226 amino acids. Gene Ontology annotation, biological process: proteolysis. Lineage: Eukaryota; Metazoa; Chordata; Crocodylia; Alligatoridae.